Messenger RNA from Haliotis rubra (blacklip abalone), 1026 nucleotides. Its product is annotated as sulfotransferase 1A1-like. NCBI's taxonomy places the organism in Eukaryota, Metazoa, Mollusca, Gastropoda, Lepetellida, Haliotidae. The record is from RefSeq and is a predicted model, not a curated record. Gene Ontology annotation, biological process: sulfation. Gene Ontology annotation, molecular function: sulfotransferase activity. Bases 1 to 945 code for a protein of 314 amino acids. The transcript has 7 exons. Gene Ontology annotation, cellular component: cytoplasm.
AUGGUCCGACUUCUUCUGUCGAGCGACACGGACGCUGUCAUUGAGAAGGAUGAACUGAUGUUAGAGUUUAUCAGAGGCGAGGUCUUAGAGAAGUUCCCUUCGCCGCGAAUUUUGAACACGCAUUGCUUUGUUGAGCAGCUGCCACGUGGUGUGUUUGAGAAGAAGUGCAAAAUAAUCUACAUCCUCCGAAACCCCAAGGACACGACUGUGUCGCUGUUCAACCACCACAAGAAACUGAUAUUCGACUUCGGGGCGUUUUUCGACUACAUGAAGGACUGGACAGCGGUUAGGAAAACUCACCCCGAGUUGCCGACCUUGACCUUAAUGUAUGAAGAUUUGAAAGAGGAUCCACUAACCGGCAUUAGGAAGUUAGCAAAGAUUUUGAAUGUUGAAAAAUCAGAGGAAAUCUACCACAAAGUAAAAGAGUUGACGAGUUUCAACAAAAUGAAAGAAGAGGAGGGCAAAUUCUCUAAAGCACUGACGGUUCUGCUGUUAUGUGAAGUUGGCGACUGGAAAAAUUACUUCACCGUGGCCCAGAACGAGGCUUUUGACAGACUAUACAAGGAAAACAUGGUUGACUCUGGAUCGUUUACCACAUACCUGAAGGACUGGGCUGCAAUUAGGACGAACCAUCCCGAGGUGCCGACUCUGACCUUGGUGUAUGAAGAUCUAAAAGAGGAUCCACUUGCCGGUAUUAGAAAGUUAGCUAAGUUUCUGAAUGCUGAGAAAUCAGAGGAAUUCUACCUAAAAGUAAAAGAGUUGACAAGUUUCAACAAAAUGAAGGAAAAGAAAGGAAGCUUAGUCACAGCACCUGACGGUUCACCUGUUAUGUACAGAAAAGGUGAAGUUGACGACUGGAAAAAUUACUUCACCGUAGCCCAGAACGAGGCUUUUGACAGACUAUACAAGGAAAACAUGGCUGGCUGUGACAUAAACUUUAGAUAGACGCUGAAGUAAGGAACGAAGGCAAAGGCGUCAGAUGGGAAAUGUAUACCCAUGCCGAUAGGAGAACAAGAACACAUUACU